Gongylonema pulchrum is the source of this 384-nucleotide messenger RNA. The record is from the annotation of a GenBank genome assembly. NCBI's taxonomy places the organism in Eukaryota, Metazoa, Nematoda, Chromadorea, Rhabditida, Gongylonematidae.
AUGGAUAUGAAGGGUGACGAAGCUCUUGCUUGGCAUCCGGUUCAUGAAAGCUUAUUUGUGAGUGGUGGUGGUGACGGUUCACUGGCAUAUUGGCUUGUCAACAGUGUAAAGGAACUUGCUUUCCUGGAACACGCACAUGAUCAAGCAAUAUGGUCUCUGGAAUGGCAUCCAUUAGGCCAUAUUCUUGCAUCUGGUUCAAAUGACAAUAAUACGAAGUUUUGGGCUAGAAAUCGACCAGGCGACACGCAGGAUGACAUUUUCGGACUAGCUUCACUUCCAGGUCCAGUAGCGGUGCCAGUAAAGGAAACUAAGACGGAAAAAACCGCAGAUGAAACGACAUUUGUGCCAGUAAUUCCAGGUAUGGCUCAUUUAUUGUUGGCUUAA